Molecule: messenger RNA, 2065 nt
Organism: Xenopus laevis (African clawed frog)
Lineage: Eukaryota; Metazoa; Chordata; Amphibia; Anura; Pipidae
Gene: sgpp2.L
Product: sphingosine-1-phosphate phosphatase 2 L homeolog
Biological process (GO): sphingosine metabolic process
Cellular component (GO): endoplasmic reticulum membrane
Molecular function (GO): sphingosine-1-phosphate phosphatase activity
Source: RefSeq, marked provisional
CCAACCUGCAGGAAAAGGUAAAGGAUGAGUAAGGUGUGCGCUGGCACUAGGACCGCCUUGUAAAACUCUUUCCCACGUUCUCUCCUCUGUGCAACCUGAGUGCGGAUCAAAGUGCAAGAAAGGCAGGACUGUUCGUUGUGCCUCUCCCCUGGGUUUAGUCAAACAGAAUAUGGCCCAGCUGCUGAAAGGUCUGCAGGACCCACAGCUGGUGGCCCAAUUCCAGAGGUACUGUGGGCUGACCCUGCAGCCAAAGGGUGAGGAUAAUGGGAUUUCUCCAGGGAAUUAUCAUUUAGAGACCAAUCAAAGAGGAAGGGGCAAGACCACAGGGGGCAACGGAAUUCCCCAGCAAAAUGGCAACACCAUCCACAGCAAUGGAUCAUAUGCAAAUGGAGCACCCAAACAGGGCAUUACCAAGAAAUACCAGGUGCAGAACUACUUUCUGUAUUACCUCUUCAGAUUUGCCGCUGCUCUGGGACAAGAAGUGUUUUACAUCACUUUCUUACCUUUCACUUACUGGAAUCUUGAUCCAUUCAUAGGGCAUCGCCUGGUUGUUGUCUGGGCCAUUGUCAUGUAUUUAGGCCAAGCUUCUAAGGACCUUCUAAAAUGGCCACGUCCUUCAUCUCCCCCUGUGGUAAAGCUGGAAACCAGAGUAGAUGCUGAAUAUGGAAUGCCCUCUACACAUGCUAUUGCUGCUACUGCAAUCUCAUUCACCUUCCUUUUGGCAACAAUGGGGCGAUACCAGUACCCAUUUUGGCUUGGAUUUUUGGCUGCACUCUUCUUAUCCACUCUUGUGUCCCUCAGCAGGCUGUAUACAGGGAUGCAUACUGUGCUGGAUGUAAUUUGUGGAGCUUUAAUUGCCCUGUUAUUUUUGGCAUUAACUUACCCCGUAUGGGACAAGAUGGACAAAGUGAUUAUUGGCCACCCUCUCUCUCCAGUAUUUACAAUCAUUGUGGGCUUUCUCUCAAGUUACAACUACCCUAAAAUGGAUCAUUAUAGCACCACCCGAGCUGACACUACGACUAUAAUUGGAGUGGCAGUGGGCACAUGUGUGGGGGUCUCAGUCGGCAAACUUGAACUGAAUUCCAUGCCUUCAGCACACUUUCCACUGCCCAUUCCCCCCAUUAGUUUGCAUCAGGUGGUACUACAAACAGGGAGGUUUCUUCUGGGGGUCAUUCUUCUGCUCAUAACACGAUUUCUUGCAAAAACACUCUCACUCCAGGCUCUUGGUAAAUGGCACAAUGUUUGUACUCAGGACCAUCUUGUAAAGCAAAGACUGGAAAUUGAAGUUCCUUACAAAUUUGUGACCUACACUUCAAUAGGUCUUGUUGCUACGGCUGUGGUUCCUCAGCUGUGUGACUUUCUAGGAAUAUAAGGGGCACAAGGAAGAGUUAUCAGAAGCUAAGCUAGCUGAUGUACUGCUUUAAAGUAACCGUCACAGACAUUAGUGUAUGCUACUAUGAUUGUCCCAAAACUGUUAGAAACAUGAUUUCCAAGUCCGAAGCUCAGUACCAGCCUGCCCUGAUGUUUAAUUUGAGAAAAUGAAAAUAUCCAACCAACUGCUGAGCGAUUGCACAAGGCUUUCUUUGUGAUUUCUGGGAUUGUGUUGGUGAUGCAACUGGUGAUCACAACUGAGUGCACUUUAGUAUAACUAAAGUCAUGUUACUUAUUAGGCCUCCCUGUGCAUUGAAAGAAAGAACAACCACUAAGAAGGAAAUGACCACACUGUAACAUGAUUAUAAAUAACUUCCAGCAACCGAUAUUGUGGCCUUGGCUUCAUCACCGGGAACCAUGACAGUAUUCCUGUUCUACAGCACUGACAUAUCUCUUGGUGUCUUCUAUAUUAUCCAGUUUGUAUUUUGUUAGUAUUUCCAAUUCUCCUUUAUUAAAGGAGUAGGCUGAAAUGAAGACUGAGGGUUAGUAAUUAAUGCGUAUAUUAUAUAUACACAUAUAAAGAAAUCACAAUAACCCAAUGAAGUCGGAUGGUCUGAUGUGAAAAAAUGUACAUUGUAAUUUAUAAUCUUUAGUAAACAAAAUAUAAUCAUAUUUAAAAAAAACCUUUUGAGAU